UGUUUUGCCAUUGGACGUACCAGACAUUUUAGAUUUUACUAAAUUUUUAUCUGGAAAACAUUUUACGAAGUAAUGCCUGGACCGCGACCUCAAUCAUACGCAAAAUAUCAGGAGGUCAUUCUGCGCUGAUAAUCAUUCAGGAAACUUUUGAUAGUACGGACUUCCGGAUCUAUUGAGGACUUGGAAAACCCUGCUUCUUAUUUGUCAAACUGAUUUCUUAGAGAACAGCAAUUCCUUUCCUUUUUUUUUAUUAAAUGAGUUACGCCAAGAGACUGAGGUUGUCCACGGGCACGCAGACCAGGAUCUUCACCAGACAAAGUAAUGUUACUAGGACACAUACUUUGGACACACUGCCACCAGAAGUCCUGGAGAUGAUCCUGCGUCUACUGCCACUUCAUGAUGUGGCCUCCUCGGUUCGCCUAGUCUCCAGGCAAUGUUCAAUAGUGGCUACUUCGGUAUUGAAUGGCGUGUUUUACGGUGCCGGCGUGCGUUUAGAAGCUAUUAUGAGUCAUAUAGAAUCUACUAUGCCGAAGGUCGCAACGGAAACGGAUUUAUUAGCCUGCAGUAAGGCCUUUAAUGCCCUGGAAUUGAUCAGGGCGCAAUACAGAAUGCUCCGGGCAGUUACUUGGAGAUAUAUACAUCCACCCACUAGAGAAAAGUUUCCAAAGCUUUGUUUCUAUGCUGGUAUUUUGCUCGAUGAUCUGAACAAUCUUCUUCGUUUGGCGAGGGUGAAACCGUCUGCUCUAACUGGAUCUCAUGGACCGGAUUCCUGUGUCGUUUGUUUCAUUUCCCUCUGCAAGAGAUUCAUGAACUACUUCGAGAAGGUUUCCGAAAGAAAAGUAAACAGGUCUGCCCUCAUAUCUGGAUGCAAGGCCGUGGACGUUCUAGAUUGUCUAGCGGAGGGUCGAGAGGUCGUUGCAUUUCGAACUUCUACAGGAAGAGGAAACAGAGGUGGCAUUAUUAAUAUGAGAUUGAAAUAUGUUAUGAGAAGAGCUUGGUUCACCUGUUUAGAGGUGCCUAGUGCGCCUGAUGAAAAUUCAUGGCGUGAUGAACAGAGAUUUAUGUAUCUCAGACUCCGUCGUCUUGUCGGCAGUGUUAACGAACAUCUUUUUGAAAAGACACAUUACGAAAGAGAACUUUUACUCCAGACACCGACUAUACCAUCUCCAAGACCACCUCCAGCCUCGACUUAUUCCGGCUAUGGAGAAUAUGGCGGUCAAUUUUUUUAUUAUGGUAAUAUGAACAAGUACGCCUAUGAGAGCAAGUUUAAGUUCACGUCCGUGGAUGAACCGGAAGAGGAUCGCGAAACGGAAACCAUUCACGGAGCUCCUUGCUUUGAUUUGGUAUUUUUCGUGGUCCUACGUUGCUCCCCGGAAUUAGCACCCUUGGCCAUCAGAUCAUCUCUUAAAUCCGAUGAUCUUGAGUCUCCUACGACCAAUCAUCAGCAGGAACUUUACCUCAAGGUUGAUGUUACCUGUCCCGCCUCGGUAGCUAAUAGACUACCUGGACAUUUUAGCUGGGAACUUCGGAGUCCUCGACGCGGUCACCGUUCGUUCUGAGAAAAUGUUUUAUCCGCGUGCGACGCGGACGCUUUAGCUCGUUGUUAAUUAUACAUUCUUGUACGAUCUAUAUUGAUUUUAGCAUUGUCGACGUUGUAUGCGUAUGCCAUAUGGUUAUUCAAAGACGGGGAAGUAAAGUACCUCGUGAAUGAUUUCAGA
This is a messenger RNA of Cephus cinctus (wheat stem sawfly), 1718 nucleotides long. RefSeq lists its product as uncharacterized. The transcript has 3 exons. The coding region runs from base 255 to 1559 and encodes 434 amino acids. The record is from RefSeq and is a predicted model, not a curated record. Gene Ontology annotation, molecular function: protein binding. NCBI's taxonomy places the organism in Eukaryota, Metazoa, Arthropoda, Insecta, Hymenoptera, Cephidae.